Messenger RNA from Colias croceus (clouded yellow), 787 nucleotides. RefSeq names its product U11/U12 small nuclear ribonucleoprotein 25 kDa protein-like. Gene Ontology annotation, cellular component: U12-type spliceosomal complex. Gene Ontology annotation, biological process: mRNA splicing, via spliceosome. The transcript is spliced from 3 exons. Bases 324 to 782 code for a protein of 152 amino acids. Lineage: Eukaryota; Metazoa; Arthropoda; Insecta; Lepidoptera; Pieridae. The record is from RefSeq and is a predicted model, not a curated record.
UCAGUUCUCACCUGUGCUAUUAUCAAAGGCUAUUAAUUACAAACAAAUUUAUAAAAGAAAUAAGAAACAAUACAAUAUUCCUUACUUUUAACUUUGUGCAAAAGUCAAAAGCCACAUUAUUCAGUUAUAAUAUUAUAUUUAAGUUAGUUAUAAACAAUUAUCGAUACUUUUAAACAUAACAUUAUUUGGGUAGCACAAUGAUCACAAAUUAUUUAUAUAACAUAGUAAAAAACGGCUGAUCAAUGAAAGAUUAGCCUAUUUAUUACAUUUUUGUAUCCAAAAUUAAAGAAGAUACACAAAUCCAGCAAGCUCAAAAGAGGAUUAUGGAAUCUUUAGAAGAUGUGGCUGCAAUGCUCUCACACGAUGAACUUUUAGAAGUAACGAGAUCAUCCCUUUGUACGUUAAUUAGUUGCGACUCUUUGUUGAGUGAUCUACCAUUAGACGUUAUAACGGAAGAAAUAUUGUUAUUGACUGCAGCUGAACAUGGGCAAAGUAUAACUAUCUUCAUUUCCAGAGAGAAUGAACCAAAGCUCAAAGUAAUUGUUCCACAAACAGCAAAGGUUCGGGAUCUAAAGAAAUCUAUUGCAAGACAUUUUGAAAUAUUUCAACAAAGAAUCGGAAGUAAAGUAAAAAUAUCUUGGAAGUACAUCUGGAAGACGUACAAUCUAGAUUUUGAUGGAAUAUUACUUGAUGAUGAUAACAGUAGUAUAGAUAACUAUGGAGUUUGCAAUAAGGUUACUUUAAAUUUUAAGAAAAAAAGGAAAAAGAAUAAACCAUUAUAAUAUUA